AUGUCUGCCCCUGAACAAGCUGAAUUCACCUUCCUCCCUCUCGGUGCCAUUAUCCAAGAGUUCCGCGUGGGCGGGAAGAACAUCGUCCUGGGUUUCCCCACACAGGACCACUACAUUAAGCACAACACCGCGCAUUAUGGUGCCACCAUUGGUCGUGUCGCCAACCGGAUUAAGGAUGGCCUCAUUAAGAACCUAAACGGUCGUGAGUACCAACUGGCCAAGAACAAUGGCCCCAAUGCUCUUCACGGCGGUGAGAAGGGCUGGGGAAAGCGCAUCUUUGAUGGCCCGCAUACCGUCAACCGCAAUGGUCGCGAUGCCUUGCUUUUCAAGUACCUGUGCCAUGAUGCGGAGGAAGGGUAUCCCGGUACCAUUGAGGUACGCGUAUGGUACACAGCUAGCAAGGAGGAUGAAAAGUCGGUCCUGACGGCUGAAUAUGAGGUGGAGUUUGUUGGGGAUGAGUGUGAAGAGACUGUCGUCAACAUCACCAACCACAGCUACUUCAACAUUGGUGAUGGCGCCACUAUUACCGGCACCACCGCCCAGCUAGAAACUGACAACUACCUGCCCCUCGACUCCACCGGAAUUCCAGAGGGCGGGGUCGCCAAGUUCCCCCGCGAUGUGACCAAGCCCUUCGAGUUGCAAGCCACCGGCCCCCAUAUCGACGACGUCUUCAUCAUGGAGACUGACCCCUCCAAAAUCCCGCUCGACACUCGUGGUCUGCCCGUUCGCCGACAGGCCCAGUUCAGCAACACCAGUACCGGUAUCCAUCUGGAGGUGCACAGCACUGAGCCUGCAUUCCAGUUCUACACUGGCAAGUACAUCAAUAUUCCCUCUAUCGAUGGAGCCCCCGCUCACACCGAGGGUGCCGGGUUCUGCGUUGAGCCCAGUCGCUUCGUCAACGCCAUCAAUGAGCCGGCGUGGCGAUCCAUGGUGUUGCUGAAGAAGGGACAGAUCUUCGGGUGUAAGAAUGUGUACAAAGCCUGGACUACUUAA
Penicillium pulvis is the source of this 993-nucleotide messenger RNA. RefSeq lists its product as uncharacterized. Gene Ontology annotation, molecular function: aldose 1-epimerase activity; carbohydrate binding. The record is from RefSeq and is a predicted model, not a curated record. The transcript has 2 exons. Lineage: Eukaryota; Fungi; Ascomycota; Eurotiomycetes; Eurotiales; Aspergillaceae. Bases 1 to 993 code for a protein of 330 amino acids. Gene Ontology annotation, biological process: beta-D-galactose catabolic process via UDP-galactose, Leloir pathway; glucose metabolic process.